GUUUUAGAGUAAACACUACACUUCUCCCCAACAAGGGAGAUCUUGCAAUGGCCUCAGAAUGGAAGCUUCCACUCAGAGCAUUGCUGCCGACUCAAUUUCAGACCUGUGUUUGAGAGAUGAGAUUCUGGGAGCCGGAGGUUGGUCUGUAGUCUACAAGGGUGAUUUUUGUGGGCACGAAGUCGCGGUGAAGACCUUCAAUUCACAAGUACGACGGGAUGUCGAGGAGCGGGUUCAGCGGCAUCGUUUCCUCAAGGAGGUGAAGGCCUUGAAAGCUCUUGGGCAACGGGAAAUCCAGCUGUCUCAGCCUGACAUGACUGACGCGCAGAAAUUUAUUGUCAAUUUGCUGGCCUACUCAAACUCUGGUGGAGUUCCUGGUCCAGCACCAAAUGGUCAUUUCUACACAAUCCUUGAAUUAGGCCACAGCAGAUUAGACCAAUGGCUGCGAAGACCAAGAUCUGACCAAACAGCACGACGAACUGACAGCCACCAGAUGUGGCAUUUCGAUUUUUGCGACAUUGCGCGAUCGGUGUUUGCUGCCUUGCAUUGCCUUCAUGUGCGGGGUUUGGUGCACUUGGAUGUCAAGCCGCAAAACAUCAUGCGCUUCGGCCACCAAUGGAAGCUGAUAGAUUUGGAGAGUUGCAUGUCCCUGGCUGAUGGCAGUGUGUCAAUUGCAGACAUCACCCCACUGUAUGCAAGCCCAGAACUUGCACAAGCUGUGUUGUGCAGAGCAGACCCCACAGCCACUGGUCUUGUGCCGCCCCAUCCAACAAUGGACAUUUGGGCGGCUGGAGUUGUUCUGUUGGAUGUCCUUGCGGAAGGGUGCUGCUUCGAUGAGAUGAAGGCGUCUCUUGAUUUGGCUGCCUUGUUUGAAGAAGAGGCCGUUUUGAAUGAGGGAUGGUUCCGAUGGCUUUCCUCAUCAGAACCUUUGGAUCUUCACAGCCUAUUUGCUGCUACCCCUGGAGCCUGCAAGCUGGACCAUCAGCUUGAGCUCUUCCUGGACCCGAUCCUGACAAAGGAGCCUGGACUUCGGGCAUCUGCUUUGCAGCUGCGAGAUCACCAGUUCUUGAAUGUGCACCGUCAAGGUCGGCAUCAAGUGGAGAAGGUGUUUAGCAGCUUGCAAGCAGUCAGCCCGGCUCCGUUUCACAUUUCUUUCAGGGGAGUUCACCUGCAGCUUGGCGGUCACAAUGGUGCACGGUUUGAGACUGUGGGAUCAAAACAUCUGGGUCACAGGUUACCUUUUGUAAACUCAGAGGUCUCAGACAUUCUGGUUGCGUCACUAGCGCCAGAUGACCUGGUGUGCGGUGAAGGAAUGAGCAGAUGUAGUCUUGCCUCAAACCAAAACCCAUGGUGGUGGGAGCUGGAAGUUUAAGUUGGAAUGUACUCCAGGAGGAUGCAGAGACAAAGAGGAUUUUAUGCUGUCGUUUGACAUGCUUGUGGAUGUACUGGUCUACAUUGGUGUGGCGGAGAAGGCUCUUUACUGUGCUUGUUUGAUUGAGCAUUUUCCUGCUUGUUUGAUUGAGCAUUUUCCCUGUAGCUGUCCCGUUCCUUUUUUGGGCGUGCCGCUUUUUCCAUUUGGGAUGUCUAUUUACCAGAACAAACUUGCAUUUCCACCAGCAUUGAGUUACCAACCUGAAGGAUGCCGACACUAUUCUGGAUGCAAUGUGUCACCAAAUGGGCAACCACCCUUUUACAUUUGCAUCUUUUCUCAACUUUUUGUAUUUGGCAUAAAGCAUAAAGCUUGCUUAGCCUGUGCACGGUCAAAACGACAUAAUUCAUACAUGUGGAUUGUCAAAUCGGCAACUCGUGACGGACAUUGAAUUUAUUGGAUAUGCAUCCAAUAA
This is a messenger RNA of Durusdinium trenchii, 1841 nucleotides long. The record is from the annotation of a GenBank genome assembly. NCBI's taxonomy places the organism in Eukaryota, Dinophyceae, Suessiales, Symbiodiniaceae.